UUAACACUUUAAUUCACUGGCGGGCGAAUCACUCUAUAUAAGUGGAACAUUGCUCGAGAACCAGUCAGUAAUCGCAAUAUCGUGAAUACGUGUGUAUGCAUCAAAAAUGAAUAAAUUUAUAAUACUACUUCUCGUUGUUGUUGGCGCUGCUGUCGCGAAGAAGCCGAUGACAUGCGGAGUUGUCGUCCUGAGGCCUCACGAUGUGAGUAAGCGAAAUGUAACUGGAGAACUGACUAUCACACAAAACGAAUCCAAUGGACCCGUUCAUAUCAUUGGCAAUGUAUAUGGUCUCACCGAAGGAUUGCACGGUUUUCACGUACACGAGAAAGGGGAUUUGAGACAAGGUUGCACAUCUGCCGCUGCUCAUUUUAAUCCAAAAAAGGUCUCUCACGGUGCACCAGACAGUCCCAUAAGACACGUUGGCGACCUGGGAAACAUCCAAGCCAACGCUAACGGAGUAGCGGUAGUGGACAUCACCGAUAAUGUAAUUUCCCUCAGUGGACCGAACAGUAUUUUGGGACGCGCGAUUGUCGUUCAUGCUGAUGAAGAUGAUCUGGGUCAAACACAACAUCCACUUUCUAUGACGACUGGAAACGCGGGAGACCGUUGGGCAUGUGGCAUUAUUGGCCUAGUUCAGUGAUAUUUCUUUCUAACCCAGAUUGUAUUUCUUAUAUCGAUAUAUUUACUUCGCUGUUUCAACUCUCGCAGUAUACAAAUGUAAUAAGAAUGAAAAUUGUAAUCGAUUAAAAGUAUAAGACAAACAACCAGAAUGGAAGGAUCUAUACAGGCUAUGAAUAUAAAAUUUACUUAUGAAAAUAAAAUUUACUAUUUUCUUUUGCUGUUGUAAUUUGUAUCUGAAUCCUCUUUGAUAACAUUCGCUUGUAACAAAUGAUUUACUUUUAUAUUAAACCUUUUGGUCCAUUUAUUCUAUACUCGCAUAAUAU
Messenger RNA from Colletes gigas, 944 nucleotides. Its product is annotated as superoxide dismutase [Cu-Zn], chloroplastic-like. The record is from RefSeq and is a predicted model, not a curated record. NCBI's taxonomy places the organism in Eukaryota, Metazoa, Arthropoda, Insecta, Hymenoptera, Colletidae. The coding region runs from base 107 to 640 and encodes 177 amino acids. The transcript is spliced from 4 exons. Gene Ontology annotation, molecular function: superoxide dismutase activity; copper ion binding. Gene Ontology annotation, biological process: removal of superoxide radicals.